Messenger RNA from Oldenlandia corymbosa var. corymbosa, 1839 nucleotides. The record is from the annotation of a GenBank genome assembly. Lineage: Eukaryota; Viridiplantae; Streptophyta; Magnoliopsida; Gentianales; Rubiaceae.
AUGAAUCUUGCUAUUAGAUGUAGAGUUCCUGGUAAUUUAAACUUUGUGGAUGUUGAUUCUGACAGUCGUCUCUUCGAAGUCUUGAACUUGCAUGGUUUUGACAAUUUUAUCAAUUUUUUUGUGUCUGACUCUGAUUUCAAUGCUGGAGCUCCUAUGAAUUUGCAUGAGAACAAAGAAGUGGAACCUGAUCUGCAUGUCAAUAUUGACGGUUUAGCUUUUGGCAAGUCUCAGUUAGGGUUUAGGGACAAUGUGGGUAGUGACAUUGAUAUGUCUUUGUAUAUGAGUUCGGGUGAUUUGAAAUUGUCUAGGGGAUCUGAACUUGUGGAAAAAGACAGUUUCUUUGCUAAUAAUGUAGUUAUACCUGGACAGUUGCGUGAAAAUGUUGGUAUGGCUUCUGGAAAUGUUGUUGGGAAUCAGAGUAUUGUCUUUCAUGAUGUGAAUGACUUAUGUAAGACUGUGAACACUUUUCUAGAUGCUUCUAUGACAAAAGGAAAGAAAAAACGUAAAAGAAAGCUAAAUCAAACCAAAAAACCAUGUACGAUGAGGAGAAGUUCUAGAAUCUUCAAUAGUGGAGAAGCUUCAAAAGCUUAUACAGAAGUUGAGUUCAAAAGGGCAAUGACCAAUAUUCAAAGCAUAAAUCCAGCGGCUUAUAAAUGGCUUGACGAUAUUGGUAACAUCGUUUGGGCUAGACAUGCUUUUUCUGAAACUUUGAAUUGUGAUCAUGUAACCAACAAUAUCUCUGAGUCAUUUAACAGUUGGUUAGGGGACUUGAGGGAGAUGCCCAUUCUCACAAUGGUUAACACAUACAGGGGGAGAGUGAUGACAAAGAUCAAUAAAAGAUAUGCGAAAGCAUGUACAUGGACAAAUGAAGUGACCGUGCACGUUAUAGAAGAGAUGAAGACUGCUGCACAAGAAUGUAGGAAUAUGAAAUACUGGUUAGCAAGUGGCACCACUUAUGAAGUUAAGGAUGAUAAUAAGUCUUAUGUGGACUACUGUGAUCAAAGUCUUUCAAAAGAUCAGUAUAUAAGGGCUUAUAGUCAUUUGAUCAAUCCAAUUCCGGACAUUGAUUUCUGGCCAGAAAUACAAGUUCAAGAAUGCCUUCCUCCAGUGCUUAGAAGAAGAGUUGGGAGGCCUAAGAAAGCUAGGAAAAGAGGAAAAGAUGAAUUGAAGCGAUCCAGUACUAUCAAAUGUAGUAGAUGUAAAGGAUUUGGGCACAAUAAAAGAUCAUGUGCCGGAGGACCUGUUAGGGCAAGAAAUGCCCGGAGGGGAGAUUUAAGCCAGAUGGUAGGUUAUGAUAUAGUUAAUCAACAAGGAAAUCAUCAGGGUGUUCAUCAUAGGGAAAGUCAAACCAGGCAACAAGGAAGUCAACAUGAUGGAAAUCAAAUGUUGACUGAUAUGCCCAAUCAGUCAAGAUGUUUGGAUAGUGCAAAUCAGCCUGAAAUGAAUAGCAUUGUUUUCCUGAGUGGACAUGAUCAACCUGGAGGCAAGUUGUUGCAUAAAUUAUUGGCUGUGACAAAAGGAAGUAGUAGCCUCGAGAAAUUAUUUGGAAGUUCUAGAGCAACAUCUUUGCUUGGAGGUGAGCUUGCUGGGAGGUUUGUGACUGGACAACAAUCCAACAUCUCUAAACUGAGAAAUGUUGAUGCUUAUAAGUCACCAAAUGACAAUGUUUCAUCAUCAAAGCCGCCUUCUGCAAUUCCAAAACAACCAGUUGUCAAGGUGUCUUCUUCUCAGCCUACUGGUUCAAUUAAAAAGCAAGCAGCUGCCAUGGUGUCAUCUUCCCAGCCUGUCAAUUCAUCUACAAAGCAACCUGUUGCCAACGUUUCCUUAUCUCAACCUUAA